UUCCUGUGUUGACAUCACCCUGCGUCCUCGGGUCACCGCACCACUUCUUGUCGAGUCAUAACACCGGGACUGUGUCCUCUUCCUCCUCCUCCUCCUCUCCGGCUCCUCUCCGUUCACAUCCCGGGAAGGACUGAGGGAUGUCGGGCACAGCACAGGACGAACCUGGAGCCCCGACUGAAGCUCAGGGGUCUCAAAUGAUCCACGUUUCUGUGAAGAGUCUGACGAAGAGCAAAGAGUUCUCCGUCAGAGGAAACUGCACCGUCACACAGCUGAAAUGUGGACUAGCAGGGCGCCUGGAGGUCCCGGCACAGCGGCUGGUGCUGAUUCACUCCGGCCGUGUCCUCAGAGACUCAGAAAUCCUGAGUCACCUGAAAGCAGCAGACGGCUCAGUCAGCCUCUGCAUGGUGCAAAGGCCUCCUGCUGCUCCCACGACUGAUCCAGCUUCAGAAGUGGUUCAGUCAGACCUUACAGAUGACCCUGAUCCUGACCCUGAUAACUUCACACCUUCUCCAAAGUCUCCCCUCUGCCUGGGCAUGCAGUCACUGAUGGAGGAGAUCACAGCCAGUCCAGGUCUGAUGGAGAGCCUGCUGUCCGGGCCGUAUGUCAGCAGCCUCCUGAACUGCCUCAGCCAAAACCCGGAGCUGGCUGCACAGAUGCUGCUGAGCCAUCCUUUGUUCUCAGGGAAUCCUCUGCUGCAGCAGCAGAUCAGACAGCAGAUCCCGCUCUACCUGCAGCAGGUGACUCCACACUCUCAUAUCAUGAAACAGAUGCAGAGUCCAGAGCUACUGUCAGCCAUGUUGAAUCCCAGAGCCAUGGAGGCUCUGCUUCAGAUCCAGCAGGCUCUUCAGACUCUGGCUGCAGAGGCUCCUGCACUGAUGCCCAUGUCUGGACCGGGAGACACUGGAACCUGCUUUGUCGAUGCUGCUCCAGCAUCCGACUGUGUCCGUAACGACCAAUCAGGAAGUGGCCCUGGGGUUGCCACGGUGACAGAGCAGCAGCAGCAGUUUGUGCAACAGAUGCUGCAGGCACUCGCUAACUCAAAUGGGGUCCUUGCUGAGGAGAUCCAGGAGGAGAUGAGCGGCUGAGUCCUGAGCUUCAGAGACCGACAGGCAGACUGUCACACACACACACACACACACACACACACACACACACACUCUCAAACAUGAUAAUCGUAGUAAACACUUUGUCAUUAUCGGUGACUAUGUCGUUUCUGAGAAAAAACACAAAGAUAAAGAUCGUUGUGCUGCAAGAUAAGAGGAAAAUAAACGUUCUUUACCAGAUUGGAGAUCAACACACGAUUGUAGAAUAAAUAUCGCCAAGUAGACGAGGAUCAUCAACAACCAAAACAAUGGGGCUUCUCCUAGAUACUCUUUGUAACCGUUUAAAAUGUAGUCCUGUAGUUUUUUUCACUUUAUUUAUUUAUUUUCCUCCUCUGUUUUGUUUUAUAUGUGAUUGUAGGACUGACUGAUUACUUCUGAUUCCUACCCAGAUUGGAUUUUGUGAAUUAUCUGUCGUGGUAGAUACACCUUAAGAUAAGAUCUUCUUCAUUGUCUCCAAAGGGGAAAUGUGUCUUUGACUCUGUCCUGCAGUUUUCUUCAUCUUGUUCUCAGUCGUUUCUUUUUUGUAGUUUAGUGUAGUUUUGUUUAAAACAAGAGAAAAAAACAAUGUAAAAGAAACGUACUAAGUCUGAUGAUUGCAUGUUUUACCAUCUUACUAAAGAUAUAAGACACAAGCCAUGUUUAGAUCGCUGCACUAACAAAGUCUAACUUUAAUUCCUUUUUAAACUUAUUAUGUCUGUCACCUCCUUCUUCACAUCAGACCACAUGUGUACCUGCUGGUGUUCACUUGUUCUUCAUGCAGUGAGACAGAUCUGUGCAGGAACUUAACCCCCCCCCCACACACACACACACACACUCACACACUCUGCACUUGUAGCUUUAGUGCAUAAAUGUCCAGAGGUCAUAUAUUAAUCAUCUCCAUGCAGCACUCAGGCCUCUUCUCGUCUUACCACCUGGAUAACAACGAGAGCCUGAAACACCAACUCUGGUCUCAGAUUGAAAAUGGAAGAGAAGAAUCUUUUUGUUCUGCUCGUUCCCUCGCUGCUUGAAUGAAUGUUUUGUCCACCACAGACUGUAAAGAUAAUAAAAAUAAAAAACACCCCAGAUAAUUAAAAGGUUUGGCUCCUAACGUUGCAUUUAAAAGAAGAGAGAGGAUGAAUGUUUAACUCAAAGUCACACAUGCACAGAAACUCAGAUCUUCUCAACUCUCUCUCCCAGGAGAGCGUUUCUCUCAGGCAUGAAUGAAUACAGAAUACAGAUGUAAAACAAUGACGAUGAAGAUGAACUUUUCACAGUUGAAGAUGUUCCAAUAAACCUUCGAUGCCUACCUCUUA
Labrus mixtus (cuckoo wrasse) is the source of this 2395-nucleotide messenger RNA. Its product is annotated as ubiquilin-1-like. The record is from RefSeq and is a predicted model, not a curated record. Gene Ontology annotation, cellular component: cytosol. NCBI's taxonomy places the organism in Eukaryota, Metazoa, Chordata, Actinopteri, Labriformes, Labridae. Gene Ontology annotation, biological process: ubiquitin-dependent protein catabolic process. Gene Ontology annotation, molecular function: polyubiquitin modification-dependent protein binding. The transcript has 8 exons. Bases 138 to 1085 code for a protein of 315 amino acids.